Nematostella vectensis (starlet sea anemone) is the source of this 1347-nucleotide messenger RNA. RefSeq names its product enoyl-CoA delta isomerase 2. The record is from RefSeq and is a predicted model, not a curated record. Lineage: Eukaryota; Metazoa; Cnidaria; Anthozoa; Actiniaria; Edwardsiidae. Gene Ontology annotation, molecular function: fatty-acyl-CoA binding. The coding region runs from base 34 to 1215 and encodes 393 amino acids. The transcript is spliced from 8 exons.
UGCACUCUUACAUAAAGUACUUACCGUUGCAAGAUGGCCGCCCGGUUUGGAUUUCAAACACAAAGAGCGAUCAUAAGAAAUUUCGCCCAAAUUUCAGCUAUUCGCGGUAUAUCUACAUCAGGUGUGCCAUUAUUAGGACAGGCCGAGUUCGAUGUAGCAAAAAAUCGUGUCAAUACCCUGAAGGAAGACCCUGGAAACGAGGCAAAGCUGAAAUUAUACGCGCUUUUUAAACAGGCUACUGUAGGUCCUUGUGACUCACCCAAACCUGGUGCAUUUGAUUUUGUUGGCAAAGCCAAGUGGACUGCAUGGAGUAAUUUGGGAAGCAUAUCCAAGGACGACGCACAAGAACAAUACAUCAAAUAUGUAAAUGAUUUAGCAGCAAAGAUUGGCACCUCAGAAAGUCCAGAGGAAGGCAGCCAAGCUGAGCCUGACACAGGUAGCCAAUACAAGGAGAUUGAAGUGACUUACAAGGAUGGGAUACAGACCAUCAAACUCAACAGACCCAAGAAGUACAACGCUAUAACAUGGGAGAUGUACCAAGAAUGGAUAAAUGCUCUAGACGAAGGGGCAAAGAGCAGCUCCUGUGUCGUUACCUUGGUAACAGGUGCAGGAGACUACUACUGCAGCGGCAAUGACUUGAGCAACUUUGCAAAGAUCCCCCCUGAAGGUCCUGAGAAAAUGGCACGAGCUGGACGUGAAGUGCUUAGAAAGUUUGUGAGUGCUUUCAUAGACUACCCCAAACCUCUGGUCGCUGCUAUCAAUGGUCCAGCAGUUGGUAUUUCUGUCACUGUGUUGGGUCUGUUUGACCUGGUGUUUGCAACUGACAGAGCAACAUUUCACACACCCUUUAUGGAACUAGGACAAAGCCCUGAAGGUUGUUCCUCUUUCACCUUUCCUGCAAUAAUGGGACCUUCUCUGGCCAAUCAGGUUCUGCUCGCAAGUCGUAAGCUUACAGCAGCAGAAGCUCUAAAAUGUGGCUUUAUUAGUGAGGUAUUUCCGCAUGAUGACUUUAGUCGGGAGGUCUCUCAUCGUAUGGCCGCUAUGGCCAAACUGCCACCAAAGAGUCUAAGCCUUUCGAAGGAGCUGAUCCGCAGUGCGAACAAGGGCAAGCUUCACGAGGUCAAUGAACGCGAAUGCAUUCUGUUGGAACAGAGGUGGUUAUCUGAGGAAUGCAUGACGGCCAUUAUGAAUUUCAUGCAAAGAAAAAACAAAUAGAUUUUUUAUAAGAUUUCAUCCUUGCUGUACUUAUAGCCACCUCCAUAUUGUAAUUUACAUUUCUAUUUAGGCUUUUUCAGCAGUGGCAAUAAUGUAAUGUAUCUUUCAUGAAAAUAAACAAAAAUAAAAACA